UACUCUUUGGUGCAGUCACCUACCGGCCUGCCGACGUGGCGGGGCGGAAGAGGAGCCGCUAGCUGGCACCAAACGGAUCACCAUGUCCCAGGCUGCCCCCUCUGAUGCAGACCCCUCUGCAGACACCACCCACCCACCUGACCAACCCCCCCACACUGAACCCGGCUCCUGCGAGGAUGUCCCAGCAGCCCCUGCACCGCCCUCAGCCACUCUGCAGCCUCCUUUGAUCCCUGAGAGUUUCAGCCCCCCACAGUCCACCGAGGAGACGACCACAGAGGACCCCACCACCGCGACUGACAUUUCACAGGGCCAGACUGACCAACUAGAGUGUGUCGCCGAGGAUCAGGUGGUUGAAUGUGACCAACCAGUGAGCCUGGAGCCAGACACAGAGGCUGCAGAGGAGGAUGCAGAGAGGUCACUUGAGGAGAGAGACAAAGGCUGGGGAGGUUGGAGUUCAUGGGGAAAAUCUCUUCUGACUAGUGCCACCUCCACAGUGGGUCAUAGCCUGACCUCAGUAAAGGUGAAGGCAGGAGAGGCUCUGCGUCUCCACAGGACCUCAGUAGGAGAGGAGGUGCGAGAAGAGGAGGAGGGGGCAGAGGUGAAGAGAGAUGAAGGAGGAGAGAGUGGAGAGGCUGACUUGUCCAGUUCAGGGGAGUCUUCUUCUGUGAUUGCAACAGCUUCUAGCAGAGGUGUUUUCUCUACAAUCACACAUGCUGUGCAGAACACAGGUAAGUCAGUGAUCAGUGGAGGUCUGGAUGCCUUGGAGUUCAUUGGAAAAAAGACCAUGACUGUUCUUGCUGAGAGUGACCCGGGUUUCAAAAAGACCAAAACCCUGAUGCAGAAGACUGCAUCACUAAGUCAGAUGUUGAAGGAAGCCAAGGAGAAGGAGCGCGCACGUCUGAGCAACCAGCCAAUCAGUGCACCCACUGCUCACUAUGGUAUUCUGUUUGACGACUACCAGGGUUUGUCACACCUCGAGGCCCUGGAGAUCUUGUCCAAUGAGAGUGAGGCCAAGGUUCAAGCAUUCCUGUCGUCCCUGGUGGAAGAGCAGCAGGAGGAGGUGAAGAAGGAGCUGAUUUUAAUCAAGGAUAUUUUCAUCAAGCAAGAGGAAGAGGAAGAGGAGGAGGAGGAGGAAGGAGAGGGAGAAGGAGAAGGAGGACAGACGAAGGAUAAUGCUGCUGAUGGAGAGGAGUUUGUGAGUGUUCUCACUGAGCUGCUGUUUGAGCUUCACGUUGCUGCCACACCAGACAAACUCAACAAGGCUCGGAUGAGGGCCCAUGAUUGGGUGAACGAGGUGGAACAGCCUGUCACUACGGAGACAGUUGGCGGGGAAACGCAGGACCAGCCGGGAGGAGAGGCCUUGUCUGUAGAGAACGAAAAGGAGGAGAAGAAGAAAGAUGGAGAGGAGCAGGUGGAGGAGAUGAAGGGAGAAGAGGAGGAAAAGAAGGAGAAAGAGAACAACCCCAGAUCUGUAGAGGUUGUCUACCUGUCAUCAGUAGGCAGUCUGGCAGAAGUGACGGCUCGCAGUAUCGAGCAGCUCCACAAGGUGGCAGAGCUCAUCCUCCACGGCCAGGACUUAGAGAAACCAGCCAGAGACCAGGCACACAUCCUCGCUAGGCUGACAUGUGCCAUGUGUAAGGAGGUGGAGUGUUUGGCCAGGAAGUUCUCGGACACUAUGCUUCUGGUUGGGGGCCAGAAGAAAGCAGAGGAGUUGAAUCCACUGGUAGACAGUGUGCUGCUAGAGGGCUCCAACAGUACCAACUACAUCCAGAAUGCAUUUCAGCUGCUGCUUCCCGUCCUGCAGAUCUCCCACAUCCAGAGCCAACACUGCCGACCCACCACAGACCCAGCUGCACAGACACAGCACUAACACGCACACACACACACACACACACACACACACACACACACACACACACACACACACACACACACACACACUUACAUAUGUGCCACCUGCUCACCCGCUUGUCUUAAUAUAUCUAUUGUUGUACAGUGACUUAUAGAGAUUAGUUUAUUCCAGAUUACACGCUUAUCAACAUUAAGUGCCGCAGCAACAGGCAGAAGAUGUUUAGAUAUGCAGAAUAUAAUCUUGAAGAUAACAAUUUAAUGAACAGGUACAUGUGGUAAUGAGCCACAUGCAGGUUGUAUGUGUGUUUCUUCCACCUUGUAUCUCUGAAUGUUAUUCUGUCUCUGUUUUCCAGUUGAUAUUUUUGCUUUGAGGAACCAAACGUUGUCGCUGAAUCAGUUUCAGCUGUGACUCAUUCUGUCUGACAAACAAAGAUGUUUCUCUAACAUUUCCAAAAUACUGAACCAAAAACAAAACAUGAUAACUGAUUGUGUUGAAGGGAUUCUACAUUAAUGUAUAUUAAGCUUUCUUUGCACUCCUUGUAAUUUUAACAGAAAGAACUUUGAAUAACACUAAUGAAAUGUAUGUUUUGCUGAAUUGUUCUGAAAUCUCGACUGAGACAAAACGCCAGUAUUAAUGAUGAUACACCACAAUCUUUGUUGUUUCUUUUUCUUCUUUUUUUUUACGUUAAAUUAUAUGAAGCGACACUACCUUAUAUUUCACUCUUAUCUAGUUUGAUUUGAACAGAAAAUACUUUGAAUUAGGAAACAUUUUGUUCUCCUUCUCCCCUCUUGUGUACACUGAUAAAAAGUAGUUUGAAAUUUCUUUGGGAAAAAGCAAAUAAGUACAUUUCCCACCUUGAAGAAGGCAGUAGCCAAAACAUGUAGUGUGUUUUAACUUUUUCUUGCCCUCUGGAAUAAAGGCUUUUAAUAUUGUUUUACCAGGAUCACUAGAUUUACAUACGCUUUGAUCCUCAGAGGUAAAUAUAUCAACCAUUUUCCACUUGACAACUGGUGGAUUUUCAGCAGCAAACCUGAGGUGCUCGCAGUGCAUCUGUUGUUUGAAUAUCCAGUGUUAAAUUGACUCUUACCUUCCAGCCAGCAGUUAUUUAGACCUCUCUCUUCCCCUUCUUUACUCCCCCCCCCCUUUAGAAAUACACUGAUACAGGCAAGAAAGUUAUCAGGCAAAGAACAUAUUAGUCAGUCCUGUCAUAAUGUUUUGGCUCCUCACAGCUACUGCAAGAUGGGGUAAGAUUUUUUAUCAGCCGCGCUUCUGCCUUAGAAUAUGAAAUGAUUUGUAAUGUAAUCUGGAAAAUAUUUUGGGAGCAAAAGUCAUUUAUUUAACUUUGGACAGUUUACUAAUGUGUUUAGACUGCCCUCUAAUAAAAUGCCCUAAGACUGUUUGAGGAUGACAUGUUGAAAAUAAAUACAGUUUAACCAUC
This is a messenger RNA of Seriola aureovittata, 3290 nucleotides long. RefSeq names its product family with sequence similarity 114 member A1 (gene fam114a1). The transcript is spliced from 13 exons. The coding region runs from base 83 to 1870 and encodes 595 amino acids. Lineage: Eukaryota; Metazoa; Chordata; Actinopteri; Carangiformes; Carangidae. The record is from RefSeq and is a predicted model, not a curated record.